CCUCCAUCAUUGAUGGGUCAACGUGUGUGGAACGUGUCGGUUUGUGAGACAUCACUUCCUUCAAGAUCACCAUCAGUGACGCAGAGUGUCGAACCCAAAACCAAUGAUGCCCGUCCAACAUCCACUGGUACAUCAGGUUGUUCUUUUCUAGUUUCUACUUGAUCAUGUAAAUCCUUCAACUUCAUCAAGAUAAUUUGUGCUUACUAUCUCUGUUGUCACCUCCAGAAAAAACAUUAACAAGGACUCUGUCAAGUACAACACCUGACAUUAACACAUCAGUCCACUCAACACCCGCUGAUCCCCCCACAACGAUCUCCUCACACCCUCUUACACAUGGUAGUUUCUUCCGUCUCCAGUUUUUUGUUUGAUAUUUGAAAUUAUUUGCCGCUAGAAUCUAACAUUUGCUAAGUAUCUUUGUUCUCUUUAGGAACAUUUCCAGCACAAACAACAUCAGAGACAAAACCCUCUAACCCACCAGGACCCACAGAUAUCCCCCCAAAAGUCACAACACUGACCGAAACUUGCACAACAUCACGACCACCACCAGUUGCUAACAUUGUCUGCACAUCUGCGGUUGUGAUAGCGGUCCUGUCUUCCCUGCUGGUUGUGGUUUGUUUCCUGGUGGUGCUCCAUCGAAGAAAAUGCAGGAAAAAAACAGUGAUGCCUGGGAAAGAAAGCGGGAACGAGGGGAGAGAAAACGGCAGCAGAUUGAGUCAGUCGGUGGAUCAUGCUGAGAAAAGAGGAAACGCUGAAAACAAUCAAUUUGACACAGAGGCAGGAUGUAAGAGAUCCUUUACUGGAGUCAGAGCUAAGUCUGCUAAUGCUGUUCUCUUUACGUCUCCUUUGUGUGGACCUGUGAAAGAUCAGGUGACUUUACACUCCGAGACAAAAACUCAGGCCAAAGGCACAGAGCAUCGCGGGGAUGAAGCUGACAUCGAAGAGGGGGUUAGGAUGGAAGAUUCAACAAACACCACUGAAGAAAAUGCAGAGCAGGCUAUAAAUAUUACAACUCUAGAUGAAAACCCUCCAUGUGUUUCUGUCAACACUGAACCUGUACCUUAUCUGAGCAUGGGUACAAACCAGAAUGGAAACAAUCCUGCAGAUUUGAAUAAACAGUCCACUGAUAAUCAAAAUAAAAGCUCAAAGAUGAGAAAAGUUUUGGGAAGGAUUUCCACCUGGCCUCCAACUGCAGUUCAGUGGCAAGCUAGAUGUAAACUGAUAAAGGAGGAGACAGAAGGGUCUGAUGUCCUCACUGUUUGGACUCCAAAGCUUCCAGGUGAGAUUAAGACCAAAUUAAAUGAUGAAGAACAUUCCUCUUAUUCUAAACAGGACAAAGGGGAAGAUGUAAUUGAUGAAUAUCAGACAGAUGAGCCCUUAAAAAUGAAUCUAACUCACAUAACUUUGGGGAAUUCUCAGUCCCCAAAACCAAAUGAAAACAGCACUACUUUCACAAACCCAGAGGAGGAUCAAAAAAAGGCUGAGGGGAUCCAGGAUUUAAACCCAUCCAGGAAACCCAAUCAGGACAAACGUGGUCAGAAUCAGAACCGGACACCUGCAGAGGAGAACGCAAAAAUGAGCAGAAGCAGCAACAAGGUAGAUCAGAGAAACGAUCCAAAGCGAGCUGCGGCGAGCAGACAGAUGGCUCCCUCUGGUGGUGCCUCUCCAGAUGAUGACACGCUGCUGUCUGGAAACGAGUACGCCUUCAUGGACCUCCUGCACGAAGUGGUGCAGAACAACGGCCGCCGGACCAGAGAGAGGUGGAGGCAGACACACGUCAACAAGCAGAGCAUUAAAACACAAGUACGGAAUGAAUUUAAGUAGAGGAGGUUUAAAGCUAUGUACACAUGUUUAAUCGUUUCAUUCUGUCACUCUUUAAGUUACUUUAGAUCAUUUGUAUUCUACCUGUUACACUUAAAAUGAUCUAAAAGAAAGUUAUCCCUUAAAUGAAUUGGCAUUUUAGGAGAUACAUUUAAACUUAAAGUUUAUUCCUUAAUCCUUGCUUGUCCAGAGUUAAACAAAGUAGAUUACCACUGCUCUCAUAUGUUUCCUUUAAGGAACACACCGUGAGUGUUUCUCCUGUGAUAGUCACAGGAGAAAAUGGAAAUGGUCCAAACAGUUUGAACAGAGGCUAAGAUAUCCUGUCUUUUAGUAACUUCUUUGGGGAAGAAAGCUCCAAAAACUUUGGUUCCUAAAUUUUCCAAGAGACACCAUGAUUUCCUGUAGUAGAUUCACUUCCUGCCUCUCAGAGCUGCAUUCAUCAGGUCUGUGUGCUGAGCUGUUUCUUGACAUUGCAACACAAAUACAAGAUGCAGUUAUUUAGUUGAGGCAAAGCAGAUAUGCUUUAUUAUUCCCUCAGUAUAUUUCUGGCUUCAUUAAGCUGAUAACCUGAGAAGAAACAUGGCAGACAUUAGACGAUGGGAGCAUUAAGGGUUCUUGUAAAUCACAGAAGAUAAAUCAUUUAAUCUAACAGUGUUAGUCUUAACAGACGAAACCUUUCAUGCAGCAUUACUGAGAUGAUGUUGUCGCUACAUGGGUUCUGUUUUUAUAGUAGAUGAUUUUGAAAGCGUAUUAUAUGACAGUGGCAACAAUAAUUCACAAAGCCCUAAGCGGACAUGCAUCCACACAUUCAAUUUACUCAGUUUCCCCUUGAAAACAAGUCGUAUCUGGUUAUUUAUCAGAGAUCUUGUUUUUCUCUUAUACCCAGAGGUACAAAAGCACCAAAAAAAAAACAGAGAAGUUGUCUUAUUUUUUUUUCCUAGAUCACCAGAAAUGAAUCUGUUCGCAAGAGGAAAAAGAUUUAUGAGAUAAAUUAAUCAGUUCCAAUGCAAAGACUAGAUGUUAUAUUUCAACAGAAGAAAAGUAGAGAUCUCAAAAAAGCAACCGAAAAUAACUCUUUAUUAUGGGAAGGGGAUCAAACGUAUGGAUGCAUGUCUGCAUGAGGCUUUCUUUAAAGUUUAUUUUUUGUUGCCUCUUUAUUUUCUGUUUCUUUUGUUAAACUGUCUCUUUACAUUUUUCUGUUUUUUUCUUCGCUUCCGUUGAGCGAAAAAGUGCAAGUACCUACUGUACUGUUAUCGAGCGAUAAAAUCAAUACUUAGC
Molecule: messenger RNA, 3096 nt
Organism: Labrus bergylta (ballan wrasse)
Lineage: Eukaryota; Metazoa; Chordata; Actinopteri; Labriformes; Labridae
Source: RefSeq, a predicted model, not a curated record